Messenger RNA from Penicillium canescens, 1515 nucleotides. RefSeq names its product NAD-dependent succinate-semialdehyde dehydrogenase. NCBI's taxonomy places the organism in Eukaryota, Fungi, Ascomycota, Eurotiomycetes, Eurotiales, Aspergillaceae. The transcript is spliced from 4 exons. The record is from RefSeq and is a predicted model, not a curated record. Gene Ontology annotation, molecular function: succinate-semialdehyde dehydrogenase (NAD+) activity. Bases 1 to 1515 code for a protein of 504 amino acids.
AUGUUCACUGAAUCCCCAGUCUCUCAAACAGCUCCGGAGCAUGUUACAAACAGUAUGAUGAAAAUCAAAGAGAGUCGCCUCUUUGCUGAAAAUGAGGCGUUCAUCGAUGGAACUUGGAUUAGAAAAGAGCAUACAUUCAACGUAAACGAGCCGUCUACGGCUCAGGUCCUCGGGACCGUAGCUGACUGUGAUUUGGAUGACAUGAAAUCCGCAAUCGAGAGUGCCCAUGAGUUUCAAAAAAGUUACUUUCUUUCGACCACGGCUCCAGAGCGUGCUAACCUGCUCCGAAGGUGGCAUGACUUGGUCAUGGAGAACGUCGAGGACCUUGGAACUAUCUUGUGCCUGGAAAAUGGAAAAACAAUAAACGAGGCUAAAGCCGAAAUUACUUAUGCUGCGAGCUUCCUCGCUUGGUUUGCCGAAGAAGCAAAGCGAUCCUACGGUGACACUAUCCCAUCAUCAACGCCCAAUACCAUGGUAAUGACCGUGAAAGAGCCCAUUGGCGUCUGCGGAAUUAUCACACCAUGGAACUUCCCGGCCGCAAUGAUUACGCGGAAGGUAGCCCCUGCUCUGGCUGCUGGAUGUGUCGUGGUUAUUAAGCCUCCGAGUGAAACACCGUUUACGUGCCUUGCUCUCACAAAGUUGGCCAUCGAAGCUGGCAUACCGGCAAAGGCACUACAGAUUUGCCCUACAAAGAAUAGGGAGGUAGCCUCGGAGCUGGCGACGAACCCUCUCGUUCGCAAAAUCAGCUUUACCGGCUCUACAAAUGUCGGUAAAACUCUUGCUACGCUGGCCUCUCGCACGUUGAAGAAAGUGAGCUUAGAGCUGGGCGGAAACGCUCCAUUCAUUGUUUUUGAUGAUGCCGAUAUCGAUAUCGCCGUGGAGGGCGCAAUGGCAUCCAAGUUCAGAUGCUCAGGUCAGACGUGUGUGUGUGCCAAUCGGUUCUACGUUCAAAAGGGGGUUUUGGACGUUUUCACCCAGAAACUCGUGAAGAGAGUAUCAGAACUUCAGUUGGGACCUGGGAUGAACCACAGUUGUACACAAGGCCCGCUUAUUAACGCAUCCGCUGUUGAAAAGGUUAAGGAGCACAUCGAGGAUGCAGUUGGCAAAGGAGGCUGCAUUGAAAUCGGAGGUUUGGCCCCAAGCAGCCCUGGAUUCUUCAUGCAGCCUACUGUUCUCACCGGUGCAACGUCGGAAAUGCUUGUUGCACGUGAAGAGACCUUUGGGCCAUUUGCCCCAAUAUUCUCAUUCGAUACCGAAGAGGAAGUAAUCCGUCUGGCGAAUGAUACGGAAUUCGGCCUGGCGGGCUAUCUCUUCUCACGUAACGUCGGGCGUGCAAUGCGCGUGGCCCAGAGGCUUCAAAUUGGAAUGUGUGGGGUGAAUACGGGCAAAGUCAGUGCAGCCGAGUCACCCUUUGGCGGCGUCAAGGAGAGUGGUUAUGGGCUUGAGGGAAGUAAAUAUGGCAUGGCGGAGUAUCAAACUCUGAAAACAGUUACAUUGGGGAACCUUGACUUGUAA